AUUUAUUCAUUUCUGUUCUUUUGGUUUCAUUCCUUACUGAAAUGAAUGUGACAUACAUCAGUCUUGAUGGACAUAUUGAGGUUGAAAAAUACAGAUAUGUUUACUUUGUUCUCAUGUUUACUGUUUACAUUUUGAUCAUGUCCAGCAGUGCAAUGGUUGUUUAUUUGAUAAUGAUUCACAAAAACCUCCAUGAGCCCAUGUAUAUAUUUAUUGCUGCUUUGUUAAUUAACUCAAUGCUUUUUAGUACUACAGUUUACCCAAAGCUUUUGAUAGACGUUUUAUCUGAAAAACAGAUAAUAACUUUUCCAGUCUGUCUCUUGCAGAGUUUUUUAUUCUAUUCCCUAAGUGGUUCUGAAUUCUUGCUGUUAGCAGCCAUGGCUUAUGACAGAUAUGUGUCCAUCUGUAAACCUCUGCAAUAUCCAACCAUCAUGAGAAAAACAAAAGUGAGUAUUUUUCUUUUUCUAGCUUGGCUUGUACCUGCCUGUCAUAUUUUUGUGGCCAUUAUUAUAUUUACUCAUUUAAAACUCUGUAACUUUAGUUUGAGAGGUAUUUAUUGCAAUAAUUCUAUAAAUAGAUUAUUUUGUGUUUUUUCAAGAGCAGUAAUGAUAUAUGGCAUAGUAGUUCUGUUUAAUAUGAGUCUUCUUCCGUUGUUUUUCAUACUAUUCACCUACACAAUGAUACUAUUAGUGGCCUAUAGAAGUUGUGGGGAAGUGAGGAAAAAAGCUGCACAGACAUGUUUACCUCACCUGUUUGUUAUAAUCAACUAUUCUAGUUUGGUCACUUCUGAUGUGAUUGUUGUUAGACUGGAGUCUGAUAUUUCAAAGACUGUGCGUUUCUUAAUGACAAUGCAAGUGAUAAUAUGCAGCCCACUAUUUAAUCCAAUCAUAUAUGGACUGAAAAUGAAAGAAAUUUAUAAACACCUUAGAAGGUUAUGUUAUCAUGCUAGAGGAAGUUAAGGGUUUUUUAUCCCUUUAUCAUUUAUGUAGUUUGAUGGGUGAACAGGAUUUUUUUUCAAUUCCCACAAAGAUUAACCUUUGUUUGUCCGUAGUUUGAUUUAAUCUAAAAACAAACAAAAAAAAUCAAAUGUUACAUGUUCUAUCUUAUUUGUUUAAUAUAUCUUCAUAAUAGUGAUUAGAUAAUUAGUGCCAGUUUGUAAGUUUAAAAGAUUGUUCUAUAAAUGUCAUAUAAAAAGGCUUUUAUGUCAUUUGUGCUUUUAUUGUUUUGCAUGUUACUCUAAAUACAUUUCUAAUUAUUGUUAAUUAUUAUAAUAUUUACCACCAAAACACUGAAUAUUCGCUGACCAUAAAAAAUUAUGUGCAAAUGCAGUCUGCUAAGUUGUAUGUUUAAGAAAGAAUAACUGAUUUGAAAGAAAAAACCAUCCUGUCCAGUGUAGUUUGCCUUUGUAUUAUGUCCAUGCAAUAAAAAUCUGUCUAAUUUUAUGAAAUAUAUGGUUCUCCUAUUGGUUUCAAAUAUAUAUGUAAAAGGUAAUUGUUUGCUUGUUUAUAUACGGUUCACUUCCAGCUAUUUGGGCCAGAUCACAAUUUUGAGUUUGUUGUUGAAUCUCUAGUUCAUGUUCCUUUUUCUUUGGGCCAGUGGUGAGAGAGGGUUUUGGUGUUUCGUGGUGUUCCUGUUUUCCUGAUCAUGUUCUGCCUCUUAUUGACUGAGCAUGCCCUGUUCCUGUCUUGGCUCAGUGGAGAUAGUGAGUUUUUAGUGUAACGUAGUUUGCCUGAUAUCCUGCCCUGAUAUUCCACUGGGCUUGCCCGUUCCGAUCCGAAUGUUCUGCCUGAAAGCUCUUUUUGGACUCUUGGGACCCUGAAGUAGCCUGUUCCUGUUCUGAUCAGAAUCCCUGACUGGGCUACGGACUCCUGGAUCUGUGAAGGUUCCUGUUCUGAUCUGUUUCCCUGAUCUGU
This is a messenger RNA of Cyprinodon variegatus (sheepshead minnow), 1910 nucleotides long. Its product is annotated as olfactory receptor 6N2-like. Bases 42 to 956 code for a protein of 304 amino acids. Lineage: Eukaryota; Metazoa; Chordata; Actinopteri; Cyprinodontiformes; Cyprinodontidae. The transcript has a single exon. Gene Ontology annotation, molecular function: G protein-coupled receptor activity; olfactory receptor activity. Gene Ontology annotation, biological process: G protein-coupled receptor signaling pathway. The record is from RefSeq and is a predicted model, not a curated record. Gene Ontology annotation, cellular component: membrane.